Ipomoea nil (Japanese morning glory) is the source of this 954-nucleotide messenger RNA. RefSeq lists its product as uncharacterized. The record is from RefSeq and is a predicted model, not a curated record. Lineage: Eukaryota; Viridiplantae; Streptophyta; Magnoliopsida; Solanales; Convolvulaceae. The coding region runs from base 1 to 954 and encodes 317 amino acids. The transcript is spliced from 2 exons.
AUGGAGCAACCACCGGAGUUUGUUGCUCAGGGGGAGUCUGGGAAAGUGUGCAAGCUGAAGAGGUCUUUAUAUGGGCUGAAGCAGUCUCCGUGUGCGUGGUUUGGGCGGUUUAGCAAUGCAGUUGUUGAGUUUGGAAUGCAGAGAAGUGCAUAUGAUCAUACUGUCUUUUACAAACAUACUAACUAUGGGUGUGUUUUGUUGAUAGUAUAUGUAGAUGAUAUUGUUAUUACAGGCAGUGAUGCAAGUGGGAUUGAGGCACUCAAGUCCUUUCUCGGAUCUGAGUUUCAUACUAAGGAUCUGGGAGUAUUGAAGUACUUUCUGGGAAUUGAAGUUGCACGCUCUAAGAAAGGCAUAUUCCUCUCACAGAGGAAAUAUGUGUUGGACAUGCUCGGGGACACGGGGCUGCUUGGGUCAAAACCGUGUGAUACGCCCAUGGAUCAAGGCGUGAAGUUACUGGCAGGAAAAGGGGAGCCGUUUGAAGAUCCGGAGAGGUACAGGAGGUUAGUGGGAAAACUAAAUUAUCUCACAAUUACCCGUCCAGAUAUUGCAUUUCCAGUGAGUGUGGUUAGUCAAUUCAUGAGUGCACCGACGCAGACUCACUGGGAAGCGGCGGUUCGGAUUGUGAAAUACUUGAAAGGUGCUCCUGGAAAAGGGAUCCUUUAUGCUGAUCACGGGUAUAUACGUGUUGAGGCGUUCUCCGAUGUAGACUGGGCUGGUUCACCGGGUGAUAGGAAGUCUAUGACAGGCUAUUGUGUGUUUGUAGGAGGCAAUUUGGUCUCGUGGAAGAGUAAGAAGCAGAAUGUGGUGUCACGCUCAAGUGCUGAAUCGGAAUACCGAGCUAUGGCUCAUGUGGCGAGCGAAAUAGUCUGGAUAUCAACUGAAGUUUGGGUUGAUUCUGAAGAGACAUUAUUUAAUGUUUCUAUGAGUGCAACAACAUAUGCAACAUCCAAUUAA